Molecule: messenger RNA, 2053 nt
Organism: Myxocyprinus asiaticus (Chinese sucker)
Lineage: Eukaryota; Metazoa; Chordata; Actinopteri; Cypriniformes; Catostomidae
Gene: rnmt
Product: RNA (guanine-7-) methyltransferase
Exons: 11
Coding region: 119-1315 (398 amino acids)
Biological process (GO): 7-methylguanosine mRNA capping
Cellular component (GO): nucleus
Molecular function (GO): mRNA 5'-cap (guanine-N7-)-methyltransferase activity
Source: RefSeq, a predicted model, not a curated record
ACUGUUCUUUUGGAGCACUCUUGUAGUAACACCAGUCCUGUAGGCGGCGCGACGUUCAUUAUCUGCACAUGAAAUACUCCAGUGAACAUCCGUGAAGAGCGCUGUUGAAUGCGAGUACAUGAUGGCGCAAAACUCAAGUGUAUAUGAGGCAGACAGAAAAUAUUCUGACUCUGAGAAGGACAUGACAGGAUCAGCUUUAGAUGUGGCUCAGACAUCAUCAUCAUCAUCAUCAUCAUUGAAGAGACAGAGGGAUGGCCCUGAUGAGGAGGGGGAUGAAGAUGAAUCUCCCAGAAAGAAGCUGGUCACGGAGGAAAUACACAGUCAAAAAGUGGCCACACAUUACAACAAACUGCAGGAGUGUGGCCUGGCAGAACGCAAUAAAAGCAGGAUAGUCCACAUGCGCAACUUCAACAACUGGUUGAAGAGCGUGCUCAUCGGGGAAAUCCUGGACAAGGUGAGACAGAGGAGGAGAGAGGUGUCCGUGUUAGAUCUGGGCUGUGGGAAAGGAGGAGACCUUCUCAAAUGGAAGAAAGGACGUAUUGACAAACUGGUGUGUGCAGAUAUCGCUGGUGUUUCCAUUGAGCAGUGUCAGCAGCGCUACAAUGACAUAAGACGGAGGGGUCAUCCGAACGACCGCACGUUCUCUGCCGAGUUUAUCACUGCAGACUGCAGCAGGGAGUUGCUAUGUGAGAAGUUGCGAGACCCUGAUCUGCGGUUUGACGUGUGCAGCUGUCAGUUUGUGUAUCAUUAUUCGUUUGAGAGCGAGCAGCAAGCAGACACCAUGCUGAGAAACGCCUGUGAGAGACUCCGACCGGGAGGAUUCUUCAUCGGAACAACUCCAGAUGCAUUUGAGCUGGUGAAACGUUUGGAGGUGUCAGACUCGAACAGUUUUGGGAAUGAAGUGUACAGUGUGUCCUUCCAGAAGAAAGGAGAAUACCCUCUGUUCGGCUGUCAGUACGACUUCAACCUGGAGGGAGUCGUCAAUGUCCCAGAGUUUCUGGUGUAUUUCCCCCUGUUUGAGGAAAUGGCCAAAAAGUACAGCAUGCGUCUGGUGUAUAAGAAAACCUUCCUUGAGUUCUUUGAGGAGAAAGUUAAAGAUGAGAAGCAUAAGAUGCUCAUGCAGUGGAUGCAGGCGCUGGAGCAAUACCCUCCGGAUGAGAGGGGCAGACUGGCAUCCGAUAGUACGGGGGAGUACGACCAUGCCAAGAGAAUAGCUGAGAAUCCUGCUGUUAGACUUCCACUGGGAACCUUGAGCAAGUCUGAGUGGGAGGCUACAAGCAUAUACCUGGUGUUUGUGUUUGAGAAAAUGUUAUGAGUCGGAGGGAUUCACCGUUGUUUCCGCAUGAAUGAUUGCCGCAGAUGUGGAGAGUAGCCCUGUCUCAUUUCCAUUCAUUCAGUUUCUACAACCCUGCUGAGCUUGUCCUUUUCACAAACCGUCAAAUAUUUUAUACAGCCAGAGCAUUUUUUGUGUGUGGGUUGGGGGUGGGGGGAAAUAAAGAAUGAGUGGGCAGCUGAAUGAGGAAAAUGUGUGUACUGCACAUAAUCAGUAUUCUCAUUUAUACUGUAUUUCUGUGGUUACCUGUUAUACACAGCUUACCUGGUACCCUUUCUCUGUGUCAAAGAAUCUAACAGCCCAGGAUGGCUUACAGUCCCUACAGUCCCUUUGGGUUUUACUUUAAUUUGUACUCCACACUUGCCUUCAAGCUUGACUGAACUGUUUAGGAUUCCUCUUGUUCUGAAAAUCACCGACCUAAAGCAAAAAAUAAAAAAGAAGCUCAGUUUGUCAAAAAUACAGUGUCCAGCUGUGAAGGUUUAGAUGUGUGACUGGGGCCAACCACAGUUCAUUAUGACAUAUGGAACCUCAGCUUUAAUCCAUGAAAAAAAAAAAUGGUUUUCUGUUUUUGUAAUUGUUAUUAAAUAAAUCAGUGUAUUUUUCUCCAAAUGUUGUCGCUGAUGGUUACGACAGAUGACAAGUUUUACACUGUCAUUGUGUAGAGAAUUGUUGUUUGGGAAUGUAAACCUACCGUAGGAGUAAUAAAAACCUCAAAUUACA